UGCGUCUGAGGAAUAGAGUUUUCACGUGCAUCAUCAGAUCACGAUCCUCGAGUAAACUUUAUUUUUCAAGUAUAAAGAAACAAAAUUCCAGGCCUAGUCUUGGAAAACUAUGUAGAAUACACCUUCCAUGAAAAUGCCUCCCUUUUCUUUUUGUGCGUUUUUUUUUUCCCCCCACAAAGCUGACUAUGUUCACUCCCUCGCUUCAAAAGCAAGCCAACAUUUCUCUUUUCACUGAACUUACGUUUGAGGCUACGAAUUUUCGAUCCUGACCAUGUUCAUUCCCCCUCAUUUCUGUCGCCAGCUAUCCUUGGUUAAUUUCUUGCAUUAGAGAUUGUAUAAAUACGUACAUAAGGUUGGUCCCUUUCCCUUAGCUAGUUGUGAGCUUUCUUGCUUGCUUAUAACUUCUCAAUCAUGGUUGAGCUUGAGUCAAGCAACAAGAGCAUGUGUAGAAUCCCUUCCAAGAGAAAGGGCCAUUCCUUCACAAGAAAGUGCUCCUCCUUGGUUAAGGAACAACGAGCCAGGAUUUACGUUCUCCGGCGCUGUGCCACCAUGCUAUUAUGCUGGUAUAUUCAUGGAGACGACUAGCUUCGCAUUAUGGCAUCCAAUAUUUUCUCUUCUUUCCUCUCUUUUUUUUUUUUUGGUUUAAAAAAAAAAAAAAACAAGAAAAAAAAGGACUUUUUCUUUCAGCUUUGUCUAUUAGGCCGACCAGUAGUUUUGGUUGUAUGAGCUGCGGUGUAGCCUUUCCUUUAACACUCUCACGUGUCGUACUCUUUUUGACCUUAUUGGUGUAGCUGCCAAUGGGUUUACGGGGCACAGGGAGAGGUUUCGGGCUGGGGCUGCAUUCUUGCUUUUUGAUCAAACCAUAUAAUAUUUGAGAGCAUCGUCGAAGCUGCUGACAUGGUGGGAUUGGUUUUGUAUUCUAAAACCUUCAAGUUGGUGGUGGAUGGCACUGAAUAAAGGUUGAUUGUAAUUUGUAACUUGUUUUUAAGCUGUCAAAUCAGUUUUUUUUUUUCCUCUCCAUUUCCGGGAAUAAAAUAGGGGAACCGAUUUGUAUUUGUAAUGGUCAUGUACGUUAUUUUAGGCAUAGUUGAAUAGUUGAAUGU
This is a messenger RNA of Alnus glutinosa, 1103 nucleotides long. Its product is annotated as small polypeptide DEVIL 19-like. The transcript has a single exon. Lineage: Eukaryota; Viridiplantae; Streptophyta; Magnoliopsida; Fagales; Betulaceae. The record is from RefSeq and is a predicted model, not a curated record. Gene Ontology annotation, biological process: negative regulation of cell population proliferation. Bases 412 to 585 code for a protein of 57 amino acids.